AUGCGUGAAAUUGUGCAUCUGCAGGCGGGACAGUGUGGAAAUCAAAUAGGAUCUAAGUUUUGGGAGAUAAUAUCAGAUGAGCACGGCAUCGACCCCACCGGGCGCUACAUCGGCGACAGUGACCUGCAGCUCGAGAGGAUCCAGGUCUACUAUAAUGAAGCUGCUGACGGCAGCCGUUACGUCCCCCGCGCUGUGCUGGUGGACCUCGAGCCAGGCACGAUGGAUGCCAUUCGAUCAUCUUCGUAUGGGCAGCUCUUCAGACCUGACAAUUAUGUGUUUGGGCAAAGUGGUGCAGGCAACAACUGGGCUAAGGGCCACUACACUGAGGGUGCGGAGCUGGUGGAUUCGGUGAUGGAUGUCGUCAGGAAGGAGGCUGAGCCAUGCGACUGUUUACAGGGUUUCCAGUUAACCCAUUCCCUUGGAGGAGGAACAGGGUCUGGAUUAGGAACGCUGCUGUUGAGCAAACUCAGGGAAGAAUAUCCAGAUCGCAUCGUCAAUACAUUUAGUGUUACCCCGUCGCCUAAGGUCUCAGACACAGUGGUGGAGCCCUACAACGCUACGCUCUCCGUACACCAGCUCGUCGAGAACACCGACGAAACCUUCUGCAUAGACAACGAAGCACUCUACGACAUAUGUUUCCGGACACUGCGACUAGCUUCACCCACGUAUGGUGACUUGAAUCAUUUGGUGUCGCUUACAAUGUCAGGAGUAACCACUUGCCUGCGGUUCCCGGGACAGCUCAACGCUGACCUCAGGAAGCUCGCAGUCAACAUGGUGCCCUUCCCGAGGUUGCACUUCUUCAUGCCCGGUUUCGCACCACUUACAGCGAGGAACAGUCAAGGCUAUAGAGCCCUCACGGUGGCGGAGCUCACGCAACAAAUGUUCAGUCCAGUGAACAUGAUGGCGGCGUGCGACCCGCGCCACGGCCGCUACCUCACCGUCGCCGCCAUCUUCCGCGGACGCAUGUCCAUGAAGGAAGUGGACGAGCAGAUGCUCAGCGUGCAGGACAAGAACAGCAGCUACUUCGUUGAGUGGAUACCGAAUAACGUGAAGGUGGCGGUGUGCGAUGUGCCGCCGCGCGGGCUCAAGAUGGCGGCGACGUUCGUGGGCAACUCCACUGCGAUACAGGAGAUAUUCAAACGAAUCUCCGAACAGUUCACCUUGAUGUUCAGGAGAAAGGCUUUCCUCCACUGGUACACCGGCGAGGGCAUGGACGAAAUGGAGUUCACUGAAGCUGAAAGCAACAUGAACGACCUCGUGUCAGAGUAUCAACAGUAUGAGGAAGUAGGUGUAGAUGACGAAUUCGACGAACAAGAAGAAGAAGUUCCGGCUGAAGAGUAUCCAGAAGAG
Brenthis ino (lesser marbled fritillary) is the source of this 1350-nucleotide messenger RNA. The record is from the annotation of a GenBank genome assembly. NCBI's taxonomy places the organism in Eukaryota, Metazoa, Arthropoda, Insecta, Lepidoptera, Nymphalidae.